AUGCCUGAGUCCGAGGUCAAGGCCGUCACUGAGUUGUUGUCCAAGCUCUCGGUCGCAAAGACCGCAGACGAAGCCAAGGGCACCAGCCAGGAGCUGGCCACAUUGCUAAAUGGCGAGAUAGCAAAGGAAGGGUCGACCGCCAUCGAGACCUCAUUUUCGCAGAUUCGAAAGCAGCUCACCGACAAGAAGAAGGCGGAAGUACGACAGAACGCAGCGGAGGCGAUUGCGACUAUCGCGAAGCAUGCAGAGCUCAGCUCUGCCGUCGAGGCCGCUCUGGUCCAAAUCUUCCCAGCCGUCCUCAGCGCUGUCGGUGACAAGAUGGCCACCGUCAAGGUCGCCGCACAGGACGCCGCACUGUCCAUCACCAAGGCCGUCAACCCCAACGCCGUCAAGCUCCUCAUCCCAUGCUUCAUCGACUCGAUCCGCAACGCCCAGAAGUGGCCCGAAAAGAUGACCGAUCUCGAGUGCAUCGAGGCUCUCUGCGAGAGCGCACCAGCACAGCUUGCCUACCAGGUACCAGACCUUAUCCCAAUCGUCUCGGAAGCCAUGUGGGAUACCAAGCCAGAGAUCAAGAAGAAGGCGUACGGCACAAUGGAGAAGGUUUGUCAGUUGAUUGUCAACAAGGAUAUCGACCGCUUCAUUCCUGAGCUCAUCAAGUGUAUUGCCAAGCCAGAGAACGUCCCCGAGACUGUUCACUUGCUCGGUGCCACCACCUUCGUCACCGACGUCCACGAGCCAACACUGGCCAUCAUGGUCCCACUCCUCGAGCGUGGUCUCAAGGAGCGUGAGACUGCCAUCAAGCGUAAAUCCGCAGUCAUUGUCGACAACAUGUGCAAGCUGGUCGAGGACCCCAACAUUGUGGCCUCUUUCUUGCCCAAGCUGAUGCCUGGACUCACCUACAACUACGACAACAUCGCCGACCCAGAAGCCCGUGAGAAGACCAAGCAGGGUCUCGACACCCUUACCCGCGUCGGUAACGUCGUGGAUGGCAAGAUUCCAGAGGCUUCGCACGACGGCGACGUUGAGACUGUGCUCGGCAAGCUCAAGGACGUUUUGAGCUACAAGCACAAGGAGGUCGCUGAGAAGAACGAUGCUCUUCUCAAGUACAUCGCUGCCAUUGGUGGUCAGCUUGUCGACCAGAAGGACGCUGACAGCGCAACCUGGAUGACAAGCCUCGGCCCAUACGUUCAGACCGUUGUUGGCGAUGCAGACACUGCAGACAUUGUCGACCAGCUCCGCAAGCGUGCCUCGCCAGGUGCCGCAGCUGAAGAUGCCGUCGAGCCAGAUGAGGAGGAGGGCGAGGACCUGUGCAACUGCACGUUCAACUUGGCAUACGGUGCAAAGAUCUUGCUCAACCAGACACAUCUCCGCCUCAAGCGUGGUCAGCGUUACGGUCUGCUCGGCCCCAACGGAUCCGGCAAGACCACACUCAUGCGCGCCAUCAACAACGAGCAGGUCGAGGGUUUCCCCAAGCAGGACGAGGUCAAGACCGUGUACGUUGAGCACGACUUAGACUCUGCCGACACUGAGAUGACUACCAUCGAGUGGACCUCCAAGAAGCUUAAGGAGGCUGGCCUCAACCUCACUGAGGACGAGAUCCGCGCGCAGCUCAUCGAAUUCGGGUUCGUCGACGCACAGAUUUCUGGACCCAUUACCGCUCUUUCCGGUGGCUGGAAGAUGAAGCUUGCUCUCGCCCGUGCUGUGUUCGAGAAGCCAGAUAUCCUCCUGCUUGACGAGCCAACCAACCACUUGGACGUGAAGAACGUCAAGUGGCUCGAGGACUACCUCACCAGCUCGCCCUGCACAUCCAUCAUCAUCUCCCACGACAGCAAGUUCCUCGACAACGUUGUCCAGCACGUCAUCCACUACGAGAAGUACAAGCUGAAGCGCUACCGCGGUAAGCUCAGCGAGUUCGUCAAGCGCGUGCCAUCCGCACGUUCAUACUACGAGCUCGGUGCAUCCGAGAUGGAGUUCAAGUUCCCAGAGCCAGGUUUCCUCGAGGGUGUCAAGACCAAGGCCAAGGCCAUCGUUCGUGUCACCAACAUGAGCUUCCAGUACGAGGGUACCUCCAAGCCACAGAUUCAGGACAUCACCUUCCAGUGCUCGCUCGGAUCCCGUAUUGCCGUCAUCGGUCCAAACGGUGCUGGCAAGUCCACUCUUGUCAACGUUCUGACUGGUGAGCUCAUCCCAACCGCUGGUGAUGUCUACCAACACGAGAACAUCCGUAUCGCCUACAUCAAGCAGCACGCUUUCGCACACAUCGAUCACCACCUCGAGAAGACUCCAUCCGAGUACAUCCAGUGGCGUUUCCAGACCGGUGAGGACCGUGAGACCAUGGACCGUGCCAACAAGAUUGUCACCGACGAGGAUGAGAAGGCCAUGGACAAGAUCUACAGAAUCGAAGGCUCGCAGCGUCGUGUCAUCGGCGUGCACUCGCGAAGAAAGUUCAAGAACUCCUACGAGUACGAGUGUUCGUUCGCUCUUGGUGACAACAUCGGCAUGAAGAACGAGAAGUGGACACCCAUGAUGACUGCAGACAACGCCUGGAUUCCUCGCACUGAGCUCAUCCAAUCUCACCAGAAGAUGGUUGCCGACGUCGACCAGAAGGAGGCUCUUGCCUCUGGACAGUUCCGUCCUCUUGUGCGAAAGGAGAUUGAGCAGCACUGCGCCAACUUCGGUCUGGAUGCUGAGCUUGUCUCUCACUCCCGCAUGAAGGGUCUUUCCGGUGGUCAGCGUGUCAAGGUCGUGCUUGCCGCUUGCUCGUGGCAACGUCCUCACUUGAUCGUUCUUGACGAGCCAACCAACUACCUCGACCGUGACUCGCUGGGUGCUCUAUCCAAGGCCAUCAAGGCUUUCGAGGGUGGUGUCAUCAUCAUCACUCACUCCGCUGAGUUCACCAAGGAUCUCACUGAGGAAGUGUGGGCAGUCAUGGACGGCCGCAUGACCCCAUCUGGCCACAACUGGGUGCAAGGUCAGGGUGCCGGCCCCAGACUGAAGGGCGAUGAAGACGAGGAGGAGAAGUUUGAUGCCAUGGGCAACAAGAUCGAAUCCACGAAGAAGGCUAAGAAGCUCACAUCUGCUGAGCUGCGCAAGAAGAAGAAGGACCGCAUGGCCCGCCGCAAGCGCGGUGAGGAGGUUUUCUCUGACGAGGAUGACUAG
Messenger RNA from Fulvia fulva, 3159 nucleotides. Its product is annotated as Elongation factor 3. Gene Ontology annotation, molecular function: ATP binding; translation elongation factor activity; ATP hydrolysis activity. The transcript has 2 exons. The record is from RefSeq and is a predicted model, not a curated record. Lineage: Eukaryota; Fungi; Ascomycota; Dothideomycetes; Mycosphaerellales; Mycosphaerellaceae. Bases 1 to 3159 code for a protein of 1052 amino acids.